Messenger RNA from Bombyx mori (domestic silkworm), 3959 nucleotides. RefSeq lists its product as uncharacterized. The record is from RefSeq and is a predicted model, not a curated record. The coding region runs from base 1 to 2631 and encodes 876 amino acids. The transcript has 4 exons. NCBI's taxonomy places the organism in Eukaryota, Metazoa, Arthropoda, Insecta, Lepidoptera, Bombycidae.
AUGUUCCUCGUAAUAUUAUUUCUUAUAUCCGGUAAAGUUAUCGUUGGAGGCGAAGAUAGCGACGAAUCUAAAUACAUUGACUUGCUUCCCGAAGAGGAGAAAGAGAACUUUCUCCAACGUAUUGCUAAAAGGAUACUCGAGGAAAACAAUGUAGCGAAUGCUGAAGCUAAAGUAAGCGGAGAAUUACAUGAUGAACAGUUGGAGCAGCAUGAUGAUUUCGUUAACAAAAUCCUUAAAGAGGAAACUACGAAUGCAAGACGUGACGAGGCAGACGACCAAGACGAUGGAUUUAAAGUAAAACCAUUAGAAAGAGAAAGAAGAUCAGAUUUUAACGAAGAAGUGGUUUCGGGCAAUGUCGCUGAUACCAACGUAGACGGGAAUAUAGAAUUAUAUGAUGGCUCUAAGAACCAUACUGUAUCAGAAGAAAAAGACACAGAUAGUAAAGAAUCUGAAAUAAUCUUAAUCAAGCCGUUACCAGAAGAAGACAUUGCUAGCACUGAUACUGUUAAUUACAAUUACGACGAAACAAAUCAAACAACAGCUACUGAUGACAUGUUAUCGACAACGUACGGUACACCCAUAAAAAUCACAGAAAAACCCGAGAUCUUUUUAAAUGAAACACACAUAUUUUUAAAAGCUAGAUUAGACUCUAAUUUAACAGUCGAGAUAUCGCAAGAUAAAAAUUUGACUUACCCAAUAAAUAUUAUAGAGGCGACUACGAAUGAUUUUCGUAAUCCAACCAUUACAGAUGAAGGCGUGGAAGUAAUUGCACAAGACACUCCGACUAACAUAGACACAAAUAAUACAGUAACAGAGGCAUCAGUUAGUCAAAGUGAUAAUAAUUAUAGCAGUAUUCUUGUUAAUAAAACUGACAGUAUAGUUCUAAGUACCACUACAAAUUCUACGGCAAAUGAUUCUGAAAUAACUACUAAUAAUAACAUUGAAUACAAAAAUAAUCUAAACGUUAAAAACAACGUAGAAAGAUCUAGAGUCUCGCUGAGUUUUAGUAAAGACAAUAAGGUGCUGAAUGAUGACAUGAAAACCAAAAAAGAAAAUUCAGAUGCAGAUAAUAAUAAUAAUGCUUUGGAUGAAAAUUUGAGUGAUUACGGAAACGAGAAAAGACCACGCUUAAGAAAGAAACCGAAGAAUGAACGAGAAAGUUAUGCUGUGUAUGAAAUAGAUCCGACUCGACCAUUCACCGCUAAAGGCAUCAUUACCAACGCGGAACAACCACACUACGUUCCGAUAUAUGAUUACUCAUCGAAAAACGCAUAUUUCAAUCCCAAGAACCUCAACGGACCGAAUCACGACAACAAAGAAGCCAUAACUGAUACAAUAAAACAAAUAAAUACAAUUCUAAACGGAUAUAAAGUCGGAGAUCAACUGAAAUUACCCAUAAUUGCUGGGAAAGGAAACGGUGCUAUUGGCAGAGAGAUGCCGCAGGUUAUUUACGCCAGUCAACACAACGAUGAUGCUGAGCUCUUGUCAUCUGUCCACCCAUACCGGAGUUACAUUCCCGAUACGAAUGAAAACUUCUAUUCGUAUAGCACUAUGAACGGCUUAAAGGACGGCCUUAGCGCCGUCAGGAAGAUACUCUACGAGAAGCAACGCUUCGGUUUCGUGGACCCAGACAAGUCGUUUGAGUACGUAAGUGAAAAUUUUACUGGUAGCCCUACCGACAAGACGGUAUUGCGAGAAACACUUAAAUCAGAUCAUAAGAACGAGAAAUUCAUCGCGGACUGGUCGAUAUUAAAACGAAUCUCAACGAAAGGAGAAAAUUUACCUCACCCAAGGACUGUUCUGUUGAGUCAAAAGAAUAGAAUGAAGAUGAAAAUUCCGGAUACAACUAAAUAUAUACGUUUGAAGGAUUUAUUAAAAGCUUAUGAUUAUUUAAAGGAAUUUAGCGGUAAUUCAAAAGGUCGAGGCGAUGAAGUAGAUGCCUAUGUUACAGUUCUGAACGAUAUGAUGAUCACUAAAAACAGAAUGCUGAGGAAAUAUGAUUGGUUAGGAAGUACAGUCAAACUGAGAUCAGCCAUGAUGAAGCUGUCAAGUCUUCUGAGUUCGUUGGAAAACAACGAGCGGAUACAUUCGAGUGAUCUUGAAAUGUUAAAAUACAUAUUCUUAUUACACAAUAGAGCGAAAACAGAACUAUUAUCCGAAAUACGGAUGCUGUAUCGUUCGCUAAAUCAACAUAAUAUUCAAAAUGGUUUUCCGAGGCGGCCACAAGCGUAUAGUAAUGGCAUGGUGAAGCAAAAAGCACAGAGCGUGUUCUUGGAUCGCAAUGAGGUCGAUGAAUUGAAAGACAUUCUGGGGUUAUUGGCAAAUUCUUUGUAUGACCUCCACGACGCGUUGAAAUACAUUUCGAUCGUGACAAAAUCCAACAAACAGAGAUGGUAUGAGAACUUGGAAGAGCUAUACAUAAGGAAUACUAAGAAACAAUUACUAGAGAUUCUCGUUCAUAUAUUCGCGAAUGAGUUUGUGGAUUUAGUCGAAGAGGGCUUGCAAAAUGGCGCCAACGAGGAUUCGAAGAGCUACCUGAUAUAUCACGGCGAGCACGUCAAUAACACAGUCAAUAUUUACCUUACUUUAAUGAAAUUAUUGCGAAAGUUUAUCAAAUUGAAGAUUUUGUAAUACUUUAAAUAGCUAGAAAGACAUAGCGAUAUUUAGGUCAAAUUAAUAUUUAUAAAAAGUAAGUAUAUGUGUGUAUGUUAUAUAUAUAUGUGUGUGUGUGUGUGUGUGUAUUUGUAUGUAUAUAUAUUGUUUUGUAUCUUGUAAUAUGUAUAUAUUAUUAUAUGUAAUGUUUACUGUAUGCACUAGGUUCGUGUUCCUAAUUCUUCUUUCCUUUUGCGGGCCUACUGGAAGAGAUUUCAGCAUGAAAUAACUAGUGCCCUUGUACUCUGUAUCCUUAUUGACGUGUCUUUUCUAACAGCUGUGUGUACAAAAUAUAUUAAAUAAAAUAAAAAAUUAAUAAAUUUAUUACUGUUAGGGUUUAUUUAGAGAUUUUUUUUGACAAUUCUAUUCCAAGACGUCCACUGUUAGACAUAGGUAUCACCCAAGCCUCGCCACAAAGAUCAGUCCUGCGCUGCUUGCAAUGUGUUAGAUAUAAUAUAAUGCUUCAAUAGACAGUAAAACAAACAAAAAUGACUAUAAUGAAAGCGCCUGGGCAUCAACAUACGCACUGUUCGAACUUUUAAGCUGCAAAAUUAAAGCUUAUUUUACGUCUUAAUGUCGCAUUUAUAUUUGUUACUAGCUGAGCCGGCAGACUUCGUAGUGCCUCAAUCGAUAAAUAAAAGACCUAAACUUUUGUAUAAAAUAAACUUAAAACAAACAAAAUGUAUCCCCGUCCGACGGGGGGGGGGGGACAUCAAAGGGAAAACAAAAUAUUUUUAUUUAAUUCCGAGCAUUUUCAUAUUUAUCUACCUUUUAAACCUUCUCCGGACUUCCACAAAUAAUUCAAGACCAAAAUUAGCCAAAUCGGUCCAGCCGUUCUCGAGUUUUAGCGAGACUAACGAACAGCAAUUCAUUUUUAUAUAUAUAGAUUACAUGAAGUGGUCAAAGAUUUGGCUUAAGUGACAUUUUGUCAACUUUACCGGAGAGCCAUUUAAAGUUUAAAAAAUUGGAAAAAAAAUCAUAACAAGAAAACUUCUUCAGCUAUUUGAAUGGAGUAAACUUAAUUGAAGUUCAAUUAAAAACAUUGAAUUGUUAAUACCAAAUAAAACGCACCUUUAUCUAUACUAAUCUAUACUAAUAUUAUAAAGAGGAAAGAUUUGUUUGUUUGUUUGUUUGUUUCGAAUAGGCUCCGAAACUACUGGACCGAUUUGAAAAAUUCUUUUUCCAUUAGAAGCCGACAUUGUCCCUGAUGAACAUAGGCUACUUUUUUUUAAUUUUUUUUAUUUUAUUUUUUUGGUUUCAUGUGUGUUUUAAUGUUUCCGAAGCGAAGCGAGGGCGGGUCGCUAUUU